UCAGUUCAGUACUAGUCGUUCUACGGACCAGAUAUCACCUUGUGAUCGUCCAAUAUUUUAUUCCUUAUUUUUUUUUUAUUUUAUAAAUGUCGCUUAAAUUCCUUUAGUGCUGUAACGAAAAAAAAAAUAUUUAAUUUAAUUUAAUUUUUUGAAAAAUAAUUAAGUUGCUCAAAAAUUAUUUAAAAAAAAAAUAAAUUCGGUUGUGAUAAAAAAAAAAAUUAAUUAAAAAUGUCAAAAAAGAAGGGAGGAAAUUACAAUUCCGUGGCGACAAACAACGACUUCCACGGAGUCUUCAAGCCAGAACCCGUGAGUUUCGGCCAAUUUCUCUUCAACUCAAAGGAAGGAACAAUUCUGGGAAGGUCACCUCUAAGUUGGACAAAAAUAAUAUUGUUCUUUACAAUAUUCUACUCGGUUCUAAUAGCAUUUUUCGCUGUUUGCAUGCACGUGUUCAUGAUGACAAUUGACGAAAAUGUUCCCAGCAGAAUAUUGGGCGAUUCAAUAAUUGGAACAAAUCCCGGCGUUGGAUUCAUUCCAAUUGACGAAGAUGACACUCAUGGCGCCUUGAUUUGGUUUGACACGAAAAAUAAGACGACUGGUCUAUUGUGGGCUAAGCGCAUUGACGAGAUGCUCAACGGGUACUACAACAAAUCAAAAUUACCUGAUGAAGGACGCAACCAAGUGGCAUGCGAUUUCGAAACACCUCGCAAAAAUAACAAAAACUGCCUUGUACCGAUCGAUGAGUGGAAUGAGUGCAAUAGAAAUAACUCUUAUGGAUAUUCGAAUGCUGCUCCUUGUAUUUUCUUGAAGCUAAACAGAAUUUACAACUGGGUACCUGACAUGUACAACGAUCCUACUGACCUUCCCGACGACAUGCCCGAGGAAUUAAAAUUGUACAUCGCCAAGUUGCCGGAAGCCGAACGGAAUCAAGUCUGGAUUACUUGCAAGGGCGAACAACCACUUGACGUUGAGAACAUUGGACCCAUUCAGUAUGUGAGCAGACGUGGAUUGCCUGCUUAUUAUUUCCCAUACGUCAAUACUCCGGGUUAUUUGAGUCCUCUGGUUGCUGUUCGAUUGGAACGUCCAAAAACUAACACAAUCAUCAACAUCGAAUGCCGUGCCUGGGCCAAAAACAUCAUCUACCACGGCGGAAAUCGCGAUCGAUCUGGUUCCGUUCAUCUUGAAAUGCUCAUCGACUAGAAAAACUGCCUUCUAGCAUAAAUAAAAUAAUUUCAGUAUAUGGAAAAAAAAUUUAGUCAAUAAUAAUUAUUGUUAUCCAUAUUUUGUUUUUAGACAGAAUGUAUACUUUACGAUAGAUUUCAACACAUAAUCUUGGUCAAGACCCUCAAUCCAGAAAUCAAAGAGCAAACAAACUUAACACACAUAACGUAACUUAAUAUAAUCAGUACUUAAGAAAAGAGACAAUGUGAAAGCUGUAGUGAUAACAAAAUUUUAUUAAUUUGUUUUAAGCAAUUUUAAUGAUUAGGUAAUAGCCGUUAACUAUUGUGCAAGAACAAUUUAGGUGCUUUACUGUUUGAUUUAUUUCGUUAUUCGUUACCUUGACGUCUUAAUUUAAAACUGCACGAACUUGAAAGUAUUAUCAGUUGAUUGAAACAAAAAAAGGUGCUUGAAAGUGCCUCUCAUUAAAUACUUGCUACCUAUAAAAUGUUGUUAGAUAAAAAAUAAAGAAAAAUUUAAAA
Molecule: messenger RNA, 1697 nt
Organism: Culicoides brevitarsis
Lineage: Eukaryota; Metazoa; Arthropoda; Insecta; Diptera; Ceratopogonidae
Product: sodium/potassium-transporting ATPase subunit beta-2-like
Exons: 5
Coding region: 229-1197 (322 amino acids)
Biological process (GO): sodium ion export across plasma membrane; intracellular potassium ion homeostasis; intracellular sodium ion homeostasis
Cellular component (GO): sodium:potassium-exchanging ATPase complex
Molecular function (GO): ATPase activator activity
Source: RefSeq, a predicted model, not a curated record